Messenger RNA from Populus trichocarpa (black cottonwood), 1513 nucleotides. RefSeq names its product transcription factor RAX2. NCBI's taxonomy places the organism in Eukaryota, Viridiplantae, Streptophyta, Magnoliopsida, Malpighiales, Salicaceae. The record is from RefSeq and is a predicted model, not a curated record. Bases 241 to 1149 code for a protein of 302 amino acids. The transcript has 3 exons.
AAAAUGUCAAGAGGUUCUUCUCUAAUUAAAAGGUUCUGGGUACCAUCAGCUGCUGGACCAACUUUAUAUCCUUCACCAUAGAAGCUAGCCCACUGUUUUUCCCUAGGCAUUUGCGUGUCUCAACUCUCCUCCUCCCCCUCCCCUCUCCUCCCUCUCUAUCUCUCUUUCUCUAUUCUUGGCUUGUAGGUAAGUAGCUUGUUGUUGGAGAAGACUUAAAGAGUGAAUUGGAAGCAAAAAGAAAUGGGGAGAGCUCCUUGUUGUGACAAAGCAAACGUGAAAAGAGGACCAUGGUCUCCUGAGGAAGAUGCCACUCUCAAAAGCUACCUUGAGACUCAUGGCACUGGUGGUAACUGGAUUGCUUUGCCUCAAAAAGCUGGCCUUAAGCGAUGCGGCAAGAGCUGCCGGUUACGAUGGCUUAAUUAUCUCAGACCAGACAUCAAACAUGGAGGCUUUACUGAAGAAGAAGACAACAUCAUAUGCACUCUCUAUAGUCAAAUGGGAAGCAGAUGGUCUCUCAUAGCUGCUCAACUGCCUGGAAGAACUGACAACGAUGUGAAAAAUUACUGGAACACCAAAUUGAAAAAGAAGAUUCUUGCGGGAAAAAUAAGCCUCACAAUCAAGAACAACCCUAUCAAUGCCCCCGUUAACGUUGCUAAUAUUCCUGCCAUUCCCUGCUCAACAUCUCCUAUUCUUUAUGUCCCUAAAGCUGAAACCGAAAGUUCUGUCACCUUCUCCGAUCAUUAUUCAUUAACUCAAAUUUCAGGAACAUUGCCUGCCUUAUCUGAUAUUGGUUAUGAACCUAUUAUCAAUAGCACUGCCCAGAACUUGAGUCCAAACCAAUUCCAAUUUUCUAGUUUCCCUGGGGUCAUUGACAUGUCUGAAUUUUCAAUGAACAGUACUCACAUUGUUUCUCCAUCUCAAGAAGGUUCGAGCAUUUCAGAUUCCUCUUCACUUGCUAUGGAUAACAAGGGUCUCUCAGUGCCUAGUACUAACGGUGGUCUUGAGGAUGUUGGGAUAUUUAUGGAUUCCGAACCUGGUUUUCCUAGUGAUUUUUUCAAUGGCCUUUUGCUUCAAGACAAAGCUAGUGAAGUGGCCACUAAUUGCUACCAAUAUUUUGCUGGUUUUGGCUAUGUUGAUAUUAAGCCGUAAGGACUGAAUCGAGGCGUCACUAACCAAUAUUGACAAAGUCCCAGAAACGGAAAGAGACAAGUAUAGCUAGUGGGUUUCUCUUUCACAUGUAAUUUGAACCCAGGUCUCUCAGAUUAUUUCAAGUAUAGCUAGCUAGUGGGUUUCUCUUUCACAUGUAAUUUGAACCCAGGUCUCUCAGAUUAUUUUCAUCACUUCCAAGUAACUGAUGAGGUCUAGAUAUUAGGUUUUAGGCAUGGAAAAGCAUUUGUUCUCUGAAUUGGGCUUUAUAAUUGUUUCUGUAGCACGAUAGGAACAUCAAUGUAAUGCCACAACAGUGUAAGUGAUCUAGUUUUUAUUGCUAUUUUUAACUCUCUUUCUCUACCAA